GUUAGCAAGCUGCCCAUGCAGUACAAGUUCAUUGUCGAUGACACCUGGACGAUCAACAGGAAGCUGCCCCUAGCCCAGGACGAACACCACAAUGAGAACAACGUUUUAAGUAUACCGGGUGCAGCCCCAACCUCGGAGAGUUCCAUCUCUGGGCCGGAUGUGUUGGUCAACAACCUUCCCGGCAUUCUGCUGGUUAAACAGGUUCUCAACAGGCUCCACACCCGUCUUGGUCGUGAUGGAUACACGGAAAUCAGCGUUCACUUCUUAGCCGACGACACGCUGGCGAUCGAGAGGCGGUCACCGGACAACGGACACUCGGUCUGGUUUGUUGUACGCUCUGCUUUCUGGAGAAACCGCAUGGGUGACGGCUUGCCUUCUGGCACUCAAGAGUUGGAGGUGGACGGAACCAUUGCGCACUUGCACGUCGCCGCAACUCUGUUUGUCGGAGAUCAGCACGAAAAUGGCUAUCGUCCUGACAACGAGCUGAUUACAGGAAUGGAGUGCUAUCUGCACGUCUACGGCUCUGUCCACGAAGUCGCAACUGUGUGGACACAAGGAAGCAAUUCUCGACUUCGCUUGCAUCGAUUCCCGCCUGGCAGCAUUCUCGUGUUCGGCACAGAU
This is a messenger RNA of Symbiodinium necroappetens, 621 nucleotides long. The record is from the annotation of a GenBank genome assembly. NCBI's taxonomy places the organism in Eukaryota, Dinophyceae, Suessiales, Symbiodiniaceae.